GUGGAUGUGAAAGUUGUAUCUCCCUUGCUGCAGGGAAGUGGAUGCUGGGACAGCAGUGAUGAGAGAAGAGCUGAAUCAUCUUCAACUAUAAAAGGAAUUAGAGAGUGGUUUCCUGUAAGCUCUUGGAACACAGUAUUGCACUAGGGUUUGCAGAAGUGGGCGAUUUGUACCAUUAAAGGAAAUUUACCGCUAGUGUGCAAUCAUGAUGCAGAUAUCAGACACCUACAACCAGAAGCAUUCCCUGUUCAAUGCCAUGAACAGAUUCAUUGGAGCUGUGAAUAAUAUGGAUCAGACUGUGAUGGUUCCCAGCUUGCUUAGGGAUGUGCCUCUUGAUAUGGAAGUAAAGGAUGAGGUUCACAACACCAAUGGAGCCACAAAUUAUUUCUCCCGGAGGGACAUGCACGGCUAUUAUAUCCUGCUCAAAUCCAUUAGGAAUGAUAUAGAGUGGGGUGUCGUACAGGGAGAGGACAGGAAAAAGGACAAACUCUCCAACAUGGAAAUCAGCAGGCUGGAGGAUGGAGACGGGGAGGAGGACUUGGAAAAGCAAUUCCACUAUCACCUGAGUGGACUCCACACAGUCCUUAACAAACUCACCAGAAAAGCCCAUCUUCUCACCAACAGAUAUAAAGAAGAAAUUGGGUUUGGCAGUUGGGGACAUUGAUGACCGUGGCCUUUAGUUUUUGUACCUGUUUUAUUAAUAUUAUUUUUUUAUUGUAUUUUGUUGGGGAUAUGGGAUAGUUUUCUUUUUCAUUUUUGUAUGCCAUUUUGUGCUGCAGACCAGUGCAAAAUGGCUCAGGAGGAUUUAGUUGGAGAUGUAGAUUAUGUUUUAUCACAGAGUACUGCAUUUAUAGGACAGUACUGUCUCAGUUCACUGUUAUAAUUCAUUUAAUUGAUAGUUCAGCAGCUGCUUAAAGUGAGCAAUCUGCAAAAGAAUGAAUAAUGGUUUGAAAGAGGAUACAUUUGACAUUUUGUAUAGCAUUUUUCAUUUACUUUGCAAAAGCACAGAGUAUCCUAAAAUAUUAGAAGAAACAACAUUAUCUUCUGUAACAUAAGGCUAUGAUUAUGCUGUGUUAUACCAGACAACUCCCUGUCUAGCACCGUUGCUGCAAAACCAUAAAAAUGAAGAAUAGCUUGAACAGCAGUGCAAAGUUAAUAUUAGGUAUAACUUCUGUAUUAAUUAUCUAUUGAUUCUCCUGUUUUACUGGGGCAUGCAAGAUGCAUUUGCUGAUGUGCUUAAUGUAAAAAUUUGGCAGCCUCCAUAAUAAUUAUAGUUAAGGAUAACGCAUAGUUAGUCUUUUGCCAAAGUUAAAUACAGAAAAAUGUAACCAAAAUAUAAAUAUAUAUAAAGGGAGGAUGCAAGGCUGAUUUUUUUCUCUGCAACUAGAAGAGCCAGUGAAUGCUGCAAGGGUAUAUAGUACAGAUGGGGUGUGGUAAUCAUGGCAAUUCUGGUGCAGAUUGCAUCACUCUAUUCCUGGUUUGCACUACUUUUUUUUUAAAGAAAAGACUGUGUAUACUGUAUAUGAGCUGCAUAUUUUGCACUAUCAACGGGAAGUUUUAUAUUUUGCUCUGCCUGAGACAAUGAUUAUCAGGUGCAAAACUGCAGUAGUCUCCUUAUUGCAUUAUUUUUGGCUACACGUUCCUUUGUGUAAUCCAGGGCAGACAUCUUUUAUUGUCUUACAUGGUCUGUGAUGAUUUAGCAAAAUCCAAGGACGCAGCUGAGGCUAAUAUUAAGCCAAUGACCACGGAUUUAAUCAUGCUGGAACUAAAUGAUACAUCUGUUUCAGUAAGAUGUUGAAAGGGUUCCUUAUCUUACACAAAAAUAUAAAAAUUAUAUGUAUAUGAUAUUUUAAUAAACUAAACAAAUGUGCAUUAACUAAAAA
Molecule: messenger RNA, 1880 nt
Organism: Xenopus tropicalis (tropical clawed frog)
Lineage: Eukaryota; Metazoa; Chordata; Amphibia; Anura; Pipidae
Gene: mid1ip1
Product: MID1 interacting protein 1
Exons: 1
Coding region: 203-661 (152 amino acids)
Biological process (GO): microtubule organizing center localization
Cellular component (GO): cytoplasm; nucleus
Molecular function (GO): gamma-tubulin complex binding
Source: RefSeq, marked provisional